UCUUCCUUAUCAACAGAAUAAUAAAAAUAUUUAAACCAAUAGAAUUUCCCCACGCGUUGUUGCUGACAGUUCCAUUUAAAAUGGCCACGCGGUGUGCAAUGCAACGAAUAGCUUUUUCAAUUUUCAUAAUAUUUAUAUCACUAACAAAUAUAUCAAAAGUAACUGGUACUCCCUACGUCACGUAUAGCUCUGUUUUAAAAUUAUUAAAUGUUGAUUAUAAAGUAAGAUUGCAUUCUCACGAUGUUAAAUACGGCAGUGGAAGUGGACAGCAGUCUGUCACAGCGACAGAACUCGAAACCGAUGCUAACUCAUAUUGGUUUGUCAAGGGUCCAACUAAAAUGCCAUUUACUAGAGGGAAACCUAUCAAGUGUGGAGAUACCGUAAGAUUCGAGCAUGUAAACACUAAAAAAAAUCUUCAUUCCCAUUUGAUGCGCUCGCCACUGAGUGGUAAACAAGAAGUAUCAGCUUAUGGUGAUCAGAAAGGCGAAGGUGAUUCUGGUGAUCAUUGGAUGGUUGUUUGUAAUUCUGAUUACUGGGAACGACGUGAACCAGUGACACUUCAACAUAUUGAUACUCAAGUAUUUCUAUCAGUGAGCGGUAGAUCAUAUGGUUCUCCAAUAGCUGGACAAAUGGAAGUUGUUGGUGAACAUUCUGUCCACAGUGGCUACACUCAAUGGCAAGCGAUGGAAGGCUUGUUCAUCAACCCGACAAACCUGCUUGGUAGCAGGCACGAUGAACUUUAA
Messenger RNA from Microplitis mediator, 743 nucleotides. RefSeq names its product stromal cell-derived factor 2-like protein 1. NCBI's taxonomy places the organism in Eukaryota, Metazoa, Arthropoda, Insecta, Hymenoptera, Braconidae. The coding region runs from base 81 to 743 and encodes 220 amino acids. The record is from RefSeq and is a predicted model, not a curated record. The transcript is spliced from 4 exons.